GGACGACGCUACGUACUGCGUUGGUUGGUAAACAGUUACAUGUGACUGUGAGUGAGCAUCACCAAGCCUUUUACUUAUUUGUUUGUAUUUAUUUAUAGAUCAUCAAACCCUUUCUUUCUCCUUCGCUCUUCAGUCUUCUCCCAUCUUCUUCACACUAUUUUUCUCUCAUCUUCAGCCUCUCUGUUUCUCUCAAAUCUCAAUUGUUAUAUUUACUGUUCGUUCCUUUGAACUGAAAUAUAGUGCAGAUUGGAGAGUUCCAAAGGGAUCGCAUUGAUCUGAUUGGCUAAACGAGCUUUUUGGGUUCGUCAAAUUUCCCCCCUUUCAUUUAGCGGUCUGUCCCGGUUGAUUGGCCGGUCGUCGAUCGACAAAAUUGGAUCAUGCGAUCCCUUAGGAAUUCUCCAUCGUGUUGCACUACCUGCAUCGUGGCCGCUUGAUCGAUCUCCAGCUCGAUAGCAAGACGCGGAAAGAAAGAAAAAAGAAAUGGCAGCACUCUGCAGUCAUCACGGCCGGAGGAAAUUUUAGGGUUGCUGCACUCAUCGGCCGGCCACUAAUAGCGGCCAGACUUUCGCCAAUCAAAUUGAACUUGAUCUUUGGGGGAAGAAACAACUAUAACAUGCGAGAAACUGGAGCAAGGCGCGUGCGCCUACGCGGUAUCAUCAACGGGAAAGCGGUGCGUGCUGGAGAAGCGCGUGAAGAGGGGAGGACAAGAAGAGUACAGCUGCCGGACGUCGGAGAUCGAGGCCGACAAGCUGAAGAACUGGGUGGAGACCGAUGAGUGUAUCAAGGCCUGCGGAUUGGAGAGGAAAGCUCUCGGGAUCUCGUCGGAUACCCUCCUCGAGCCCGGAUUCACGCGCCACCUCUGCUCUGCUCAGUGCUACGAUGCCUGCCCCAACAUCGUCGACCUCUACUUCAACCUCGCCGCCGGCGAAGGUGGGUUUUUCUACCGAAGCUGUGCGCGGCCCAAAACGGUCCAGGGCGGAGGGAAUUGACGGCCGAUAUUAUUAAGAGCUCAGGCGGCGUGCUAAUUGCGCCGGGGCCAAUUCAGGGGGUGAGCUACAUGGUCGCACCAGCGACGGCGCCGGUGCCAGAUCAGCCACUACCGAUGUCGCCGGAGCCGGCCAGUUUUGCUCCGGAGCCUAUGUCACAGAUUGAUUAGUUGAAGCGACGAAGGUAAUUAAGAUGGACGAUAUGAGAUUCACGAGUGGGAGAGACUAAUUAUCUAAUUAAUAUAUAAUAAUUAAGAUGUUUGAUUUUGAGUAUGAGUGAACGAUGGAUAGAAUAUAAAAGAAGCUGCGCUGAGGAUCCAAUCUGUUAGGGCCGGCCUGCUUUGGUUCUGAUUAUUUCUAUUUACGCUUUAAAAACCAUACUUUGUAGUGUUUCGAAUUUCAUGUCAUUAAUAAAGAUUUUAAUUUUAUAUGGUACAUAGUAUUAGUGUCAAUUCCAUUGGAUAAGUUUGUAAUAAAUUUUGUUUUACCAAUAAAUUAAAAUUG
Linum tenue is the source of this 1490-nucleotide messenger RNA. Lineage: Eukaryota; Viridiplantae; Streptophyta; Magnoliopsida; Malpighiales; Linaceae. The record is from the annotation of a GenBank genome assembly.